This is a messenger RNA of Oncorhynchus gorbuscha (pink salmon), 1990 nucleotides long. RefSeq names its product DEP domain-containing mTOR-interacting protein-like. The coding region runs from base 303 to 1523 and encodes 406 amino acids. The record is from RefSeq and is a predicted model, not a curated record. Gene Ontology annotation, biological process: intracellular signal transduction; negative regulation of TOR signaling. Lineage: Eukaryota; Metazoa; Chordata; Actinopteri; Salmoniformes; Salmonidae. Gene Ontology annotation, molecular function: protein binding. The transcript has 10 exons.
AUUACUACUGAAGAAAUCUAUGCACAUUUCACAAGGAAUCGCUGUUCGUUGAAUGAAGCUUUACCGACGAGAAAAUGAUAUGCAGACGUCUAGAUGGUUAGCGGACCGGUUUAAUUUUUAGAAUGCAAAAGAAGUUCAACAUCAAGCUAGUGUCCCCUCUUGCAUAGCUAUAGAUAGCGUCUGUCCAUUCUUCACUGUGUCAAACGUGUUUUUUUGUAAAUGCAUUUCUCAGAUUAUGCUGCUGGUUUGCAAAUCUAGGACAACGUGAUCUCGAGGAACAAUAAAUCAGCUCAUUUUUAUCCAUGGUGUUUGCAAGUUGUAAAGAGAUGGAUGGUAUCGGGAACACAAUGCAGAAGAAGGCUGCGGAGCUCGAGCGCAUGGCCGAGGUUCUCGUCACCGGAGAGCAGUUGAGGCUGCGUCUCCAUGAAGGGAAGGUGGUUAAGGACCGCAGGCAUCACCUGAGGACGUAUCCCAACUGCUUUGUGGCCAAGGAGCUGAUCGACUGGCUGCUGGAGCACAAGGAGGCGUCAGACAGAGACACGGCCAUCAACAUCAUGCAGAAACUCCUGGAUCAAAGCAUCAUCCAUCACGUCUGUGACGAGCACAAGGAGUUCAAAGACAUGAAACUGUUCUAUCGCUUCAGGAAAGACGACGGGACGUUUCCACUGGACAACGAAGCCAAGGUCUUCAUGAGGGGACAACGGAUAUAUGAAAAGCUGAUGAUGAACACGGAGACGUCCAUCUUAGCGACUCGGGAAGAAGAGGGUGAGACGUUUGAACGGACGCUGGUGGCCUCUGAGCUCGUUGAUUGGCUGCUGGCGGAGGGAGAGAUGGCGACCCGAGAGGAGGCGGAGCAUCUUGGACGGAGGCUUCUAGAACACGGGAUCAUGCAGCAUGUGACCAACAAGCACCACUUUGUGGAUGGAGGGCUGCUGUACCAGUUCAGACUGAACUUCCGAAGGAGACGACGUCUGAUGGAGCUGCUGAACGAACGCUGUCGUACCAUCCCAGAGAGCCAUGACAGCCCCUUCUGUCUCCGCAAACAAAACCCAGAGGGAAGCAACACCAGCUUCCUAUCUGUGAGUCCUACUAAAGAGAUCAAGAUGAUAGUGGGUAUCCGUCGUAGCAGUAUGAGCAGCAGCUGUGGCAGCAGUGGUUACUAUAGCAGCAGUCCCACCCUCAGUAGCAGCCCCCCGGUGCUCUGUAACCCAAAGUCAGUGUUGAAGAGACAAGUGAGUCCUGAGGAGCUGCAGACCCCAGGAGGCCCUUACAUAAAGAAGACAUUCACAAUCGUGGGGGAUGCGGUGGGCUGGGGCUUCGUGGUGCGAGGCAGUAAGCCCUGCCACAUCCAGGCUGUCGACCCCAGUGGUCCCGCAGCUGCAGCUGGGAUGAAGGUGUGUCAGUUUGUGGUCUCGGUCAAUGGGCUAAACGUGCUGUCUCUGGACUACAGGACAGUCAGUAACCUCAUCCUGACCGGGCCCAGGACCGUUGUCAUGGAAGUCAUGGAGGAAGCAGAUUACUGAAGAGGCAGGCUAUCAUGUGGCAGGGGGCGUGGCUGAGCAGAGUAGACCCAAGGCAGACUCUAAAGACACCAUAGAGAUAGAACUGCCUUUAUGGAACUCUAUAGAAAACUCUCUCUGGGCUUUUAACUCUCUCUGGGCUUUUAACUAUAUGGGAAACUCUCUCUGGGCUUCUAACUCUAUGGGAAACUCUCUGGGCUUCUAACUCUAUGGGAAACUCUCUGGGCUUCUAACUCUAUGGGAAACUCUCUGGGCUUCUAACUCCAGGAAAGACUCAGUCAAGCUCUGCCAGCCACCACCCACGUCUCCUUCCUAUUGGACACUGCUUCCCUCUGAUGGCCUCCAAUAGAACUGCUUGGAGAAGAGAGAGGGACAUUAGUUACUCUGUUAGAUCCACACAUCUUGUCAUUGGUCUCCUGUCUCAUCUGUCUAGUUGAUGCUGAGACAUCAGAUGGACCCUGAUAACAUAA